Leptopilina boulardi is the source of this 850-nucleotide messenger RNA. It is a transcript of the gene NP15.6, whose product is annotated as NADH dehydrogenase [ubiquinone] 1 beta subcomplex subunit 11, mitochondrial. The coding region runs from base 97 to 540 and encodes 147 amino acids. The record is from RefSeq and is a predicted model, not a curated record. The transcript has 2 exons. NCBI's taxonomy places the organism in Eukaryota, Metazoa, Arthropoda, Insecta, Hymenoptera, Figitidae.
AUCAUAUUUCAUGUCUCCUUUCUAAACUUUGUAUAGUUAAAGUUUUUUUAAAUUAAUGGUUGACGUCUUUGCCAUUUAUUUGAGGAACAUUUUAAAAUGUCCGGUCUGAUUCGCCUUCGUGCUCUACAAGGCUUAACAAAAAAUGUGAGUCUAUUGACGAAAAAGCAAAAUUUUUAUCGUAAAAUUGGUACGUCAUCGAAAAAAAAUGUUACCGAAGUGGCAAGUGAGAAUUCCGAACUUUAUCCAGCUCAUAAAAAUUGGGUGAGCUGGGGAUACAGUACAACUGAUAAAAGAAUUGAUCGUCAUGCAAUGCAUUCAAUAUUUUUUUUCACCGUAACAAUUUGCCUUGUUUUUGGUAGUUAUUAUGUAAUGUUUCUACCAAAUAAAAACAUGUUAGAUUGGGCUCAACGUGAAGCUUAUUUGGAAUUACGACGAAGGGAAAAACUUGGUCUUCCACCAAUUGAUGAAGAUUAUUUUGAUCUUUCAGAAUUUCAUCUACCAACUGAUGAAGAACUAGGUGAUACUGAAGUUAUUAUUUAAUUCUUUUCUAACAUUGAUGCAUCUUCUAAAUGUGGUAGUAUUUCAAAUAAAAACUUCACGUACUGCUAAUGUUUUUAUAUAAAAAAAAAAAUAAAAAAUUGUAGUUUAAUUCUCAAUUUAUUAAUUUAUAAAUAUUUUUGUUCAAAAGUGAAUGAAAUAUUUAAAAAAAAAAUACAAUUACAUCUCAAUUCAUUGUAAAUAGUGUUAAGAAAAAUAUAAAUUUACUGUAUAGAUAUUUCUUUUUUUUUUUUAAUGUUAAAAAAAUCUCGAUUAGUUGAAUUAAAAAUAUAAAAACAAUGUAAAAUAUGCA